UACUUUUUCAGUAACUAUUUCUUUUAUCAACUCUAACUUUUUAUCACAUUUGUUGUCUUAUUACAUAGAAGUUAUUCUAUUAAAUAUUUUUUUAUAAUUUUUAAGGUAAUAUGGGUCCAAAAAAUAAUUUGUGUGUAUUUCGUGGGAAAUUCAAAGAGUAUAUAGUUGCUAACUUCACAUUAUCAUCUGAAACAAAUAAUCAGUGCAUGGUAGGGCGUAUGAUUUUUGUAUUUAUAAAAAAUAAAGAGGUGUUUAACUGUUAAAAAAGCCAACAAGUGUUUUGGCUUCAACAUCAGCACAAAUGAUAUCAAGACCAUUGUAAAUAAAGCAAAGAAAUGUGUUUACAAUUUUUUAAGAGACUCCAAACAUUUUAUUGCAUUUUGCAAAGCCCUAUGCAUUCCCUAAACCAGUGUUUGACCAACCAUUGCAGGCUAUCUCUAGUAAUAUAAACACUAUGUUUUGUUCUUCAACUGUUUCAUCAUUGGAAAACACCAUUUCAUCUCUAACAACUAGUGAAUGUUUAUCUUCACCAGGCCAAAUUGUAAAAUUACCAAGUAGGCAGAGUUCAGGAGAAAAUCAAACUCUAAAAGAAAAAAAAUGAUAAAAAGAUUGUCUCAUUUGUCUUCAAAGUUUUCUAUAUCUACCAAGCAGUACCAAAAGAAGAUAACAUUAUUAAAAAGUAAAUUAAAAAGCAUGCCAUAUAAGAUUAAAGUUUUAAGGCAAAGUGUUGCAUGAAAAGAGGAGGUUAUAAAAACAUUAAGGGGAGAAGUUCGAGACUUGAAAAAAAAAUGCAAACAUGCUAUUACAAUAAAAUUAUUCGCAAUUUUAAAGCUGCAAAAAAAGCAAUAAAAAUUAAAGAAAAACAAAAGUUAAGAGAUUUAAUGGUCAAACAUAAAAUUGAUGUUAAGGCAAACAAAAUAUUGAUUGCAAACUUAGAAAAUGAUUUGACACAUAGUCUGUAAUGCUGAUGAUUAUGAAAACCAUAUAUGUAAUGCAGAAGCUCGCAUAGCUUUAGUUUAAUCAGAAUUUAACUUGCUUCCUUUUAAUGAGUGUCAUAGCUGGAUUAUUUCAAAUAUAUCUAACACAAUGUCAGGCAGGGUUGCAGUUAACCACCUUACCAUAUGUAAAGUUUGUGCAACAUGGGGUAAGACUCUGAAUGAGCUGAACUGUCAUUUGCAUCCUCUCAAAACAAAUGCAACUUCAUGUUGUUCAACAUUACAUUCUCUGGAAAAAGAAAGUUGCCAAUUAUUUGGCAAUGACUGUAUGGCAGUCAAAAUAGUUUUGGUGAUGAACAAGAUGAGGUUUAAAGAUGGCAAAGGUGAUCCAGAAGGAUUUAUUAAUUUUUUAGACAAUAACAAACUGCCACGAUGUAUCAUUCCAAGAUAUCGUGGCAAUCGUCUUUGCAUUGUUUUAUUUUUCAUACAUCCAUACUUGCUUUAUUUUUAUGAAACACUACAAUGCUUUUAAGCAGUUUCUUACCAUUGGAAUAGUAAAAUGUGGCAAUUUACAAACUGUUUUGAGGUCAGCAUUUUGUAAUACAACUGCCAUAAAACAAAUGGGUGUGCUAGCAAUAUUUGGAGUACUUCUUACUGAGCCCUGGAUGAAAAAAUUUUAUGUAUCAGCUGAAUCUGCGAGUUUUGAUCAUGUUGCUGGUAUUCAAGUAAUGAAAAAUGCUGCUUUUUUGAUAGACGGCUCUGGCUUACAUUCUCGUUGUGUCAUUAAAAAUUAUUAUUUUGUUUCAUUAAUGAAAUUGCAAAUUUUAAUCAUUUACUAAAAGCCAAGACAAAUUCAUCAUAAUUUUUUUUUAUAAUAUUUUUAUUAAAAAUUUUUUUUUUUAAGUUGGAGGGGGUUUAAAUGCCCUUUACUUUUGGAGGAGGUUUAAAUGCUUCUUACUCUGAAAGAUGUUUACUUGAUUGCAUCUUGUAAUAUGGUUGGAUAAGGAAAGGAUGGGGGCAGACACCCCUCCCCCUAAGUCACUGUAUUCACCACUACUCUAUGUUGUAAUUUAGUAGAAUAUGAUUUUCAUUUGUAAUACUAGAUUUCUUUUUUUUAAUAAAUAUAUAAAUGUUUAUAUGAAUGAAACAUUUUUAAUAAUAGGGUGUGUUAAACCACCACCUCUGUAUCCACCCUAACGUAAAAAUACACUUAUCAUAUUUGGUGGUUGUCUAAAAAAAAUUGCAUUAAGUUUUUGUAUAUAAAAAUUACUAGUUUAACAAAAAAACACUCUUCUAUGGACGAAAUAUGUAUUUUUGGGUGGUAAAGAUGGUGGUUCGGCGCCCCCUUUAACACCCUGGAUGCGCCCAUUAGGAAGAGGCUAUUAUAUAUUUGUAGCCCACUGUUACAUCUAUCUUUUGAUACCAAGUUAUAGGCAUUUGGAUAAGAAUUGACAAAGUUAUAACAGUUUUAGUGAAGAGAAACAAAAUUUUGACCACAGUUUCUUCAACAAAUCCAUAUAUCAAAAAUUUGCAACUAAAAAUCGCAUAACUUUUUGUAGGAUUGUCCGAUUAUGAUAAUUUUUUCACCAUUAAAAUUCUGUAUUGAAGGGCUUUCUAAUGAUAUAUAGCAUUCUAGUAUUUAAUCAAUUUAAAAUUUUCAUGUCACAUACCUAGCUAUAAUGAUGAUUUUUGUAAUUAUGAAGAAGCAGAUCAAAAUAAGCGAUUCAAACUUUCAGACAUUCAUAAUGAGGCAGUUUCUUUGGUAUCUUCUCUGAGAUCAAACAGUGGUUUACCUCAUAAUAUAAUCUCUUGUAUCAUUCCAUCCUUCAAUAAUAUGACUGACUGUUUAGUAAAUUAUUUAAAUGAACAAGUUCUCGAGUUGUUAAAGUAUGUGCCUAAUGUUAAUCAAGGUGUUUUAAAUAAUAUUGAAGAACUUUUUAAAAAGGUUCAAAAACCUCUUAAUUUUCUUUCUACAAAAUACAAGCAAGAUAAAUAUUUUACUGAACAUCCUCUUUUUGUUAAUUCUGAAACACUUCCAAUCGGUUCUAGGUAUGAGGUUAAAAAUGGAGUCAAUAAAUUAGUCCAUGACACCGAUGAGUAUGUGUCAAUUGAAAACAAUUUUCGCAGCUUAUUCAGUCAUGAAGAGUUUGUAGAACUGAUUUUAACUAAUGAAAUUAAAGAUAAUGACUUAAUUGACUGUUUUCAAAAAGGAGAGCGCUGUAAAAUGCAUUAUUUAUUUACUAAUAAUGAUAAGUUUUCUAUAAUGAUUCAACUAUUCUACGAUGGUAUGGGAACAACAAAUCCACUUCGUGGAAAUGCAUCAACCAGUAAUGUUGGAGUUUUUUAUUAUACAAUCCAAAAUUUACCUCCUAGUCAUAACUCUUGUUUUGCUAAUAUACAUCUGUUGGCACUUUGUUAUAGUCAAGAUUUAAAAGUGUAUGGCUACAAUAAUAUAUUAGAACGGUUUGUAAGUGAAAUACAAAAACUGCAAUCGGCUUUAGUGGGGACUUUCCAAUAAUUGGUUCUAAACAGAUUUAUGUAGGACUUAGCCAGGUUUCUUGUGAUAAUCUUGCUCUUAAUGGGUUGUUUGGUUUUAUUGAAUGUUUCUCUGCAGAUUUUUUUUGUACUAUAUGUUUAGCAACUAAAGAAACAAUACAACUUAAAACAUACGAGUCUGAUUUUGAAAUAAGAACAAUAGAUUCUUAUAAUAAUGAUUUGAAAGCAUUAGAAAUGCUUGCUUUAAGAACUCAUAGUCAUGGUGUAAAAGCAAAUUGCUGCUUGAAUAAAAUACCUGGUUUUCAUGUGGUUGAAAAUUUUGCUCUUGAUCCAAUGCAUACACUACUAGAAGGUGUUGUACCUUUUGAACUUGGUUGCAUUCUUUAUCAUUUAAUAAAAAUCAAACAUUUCUCAUUAUUGGAUUUAAACACUUGCAUGCAUCAAUUUUUUGAUCGUAAUUCAAUAGAAAAAUCAAAAAGACCACCCACAAUUUGCCAAGUUGAGAAACCAGGAGGAGGUCUUACACCUUUAAUGAAGUCAGUUCAAAUGUGGUCUUUGCUUAAGUAUUUGCCUAUGAUUAUUGGUAGAUUUGUACGUGAAGAUGAUGGGUGCUGGCUUUUUUUGUUAAAUUUAUGUGAACUUGUAGAUUUAAUAUUUGCUCCUAAGUUUACCAAAGGAAUGAUAGCCUAUUUAAGAGUUAUUAUAUCUGAUCAUCUAUUGGAUUUUAAGGAUCUGUUUGGAAAAGCAGCAAAGUUGCGUCCUAAACAUCACUUCCUUGUCCACUUUCCUACAAUUAUCAUAAAAAAUGGACCUCUUGUUGGAAUGAGUUGUCUUCGAUAUGAGAUGAAAAAUUCAUUUUUUAAGAGAUCUGCAAAUGUUGUCUGCAACUUUAUUAAUAUUUGCAAGACUCUAGCUUAUCGCCAUCAGUGUAACUCAUUUUACUCACGUUUUUCAAAACAGUAUUUGAGAACUAUUAUCACUGUAGGGAAUAAAUCUGAAUUUAUGGCUGCAAGUCUUGCGGGUACUUACCAUGAAUGUCUUUGCAUUGAACUUGGUAUAGAAAAGACAGAAAUUAUUUGUAUAGCAUUGAAAUUGAAUGUUGAUUCUGUUUUAUAUUGCAAAGGCCAUUGCUUUGUGAUUGGUCGCCAAAUAAAUAGUGAUCCAGUAUUUGGAGAGGUGGUAGCAUUUGUUAGUUUACCUUAUACUGAUAAAUGGUACAUUGUGCUGCAUUUAUGCAUUACAGAGUAUUUUGAUAGCCAUUUUCAUGCAUAUGUCAUGUCUCAUAGUUUGCCUGCAGAAUUUAAAUGUAUAUCCAUUGUCAGCUUGUGUGACCAUAAUCCCCUUUUUAAUUAUUUGCAACCUGGUAAAGAUAACAAAAAUCUUAUUCGACUUCCUUACCAUAUUGUAUGUUAAAGGCUUUAUUAACUUAACUGUUAAUUUUGUUAUUGGAUUUUGAAAUAAAUAUAAUACAAUUUUUACUAAAAAUUUUAAAAUAUUUUUUUUAACUUUAUUUUGUCUCAAAUUUGUAAUAAUACUGCAUUACAUUAAAUAAAAUACAGUGUUAGUUGUUAUUAGUAGUAUUAACAUUGUUCUUUUGCUCGAUAUUAAAAUAAAAAUUAUAUAUAUGCAAAUUAUAAAAUUUCCAUAUAUAAAAUUAUAAAUAAUUUCAAUUUUCAU
Messenger RNA from Hydra vulgaris (swiftwater hydra), 5108 nucleotides. Lineage: Eukaryota; Metazoa; Cnidaria; Hydrozoa; Anthoathecata; Hydridae. The record is from RefSeq and is a predicted model, not a curated record.